UUAGGAUAGCAAGCUUUUACCUACAAACCUCUGAGUAAAGGCGGUUCCGAAUUAGCUCGAUGGUCUUUCACAACCUAUCACAAUUUGCACCCCCGGAAAUAUUAUUCAACUGGUGGUUAAGAUACAGAAAACGAGAUAGGUGUCGCGGUUCGGGUAAGCGUCCACAUGUGAAUAUAAAACCAUCCCCAUGUAUGUGCAUGCACAUGAAAGGUAAGGCUGUAUCGUACAUAGACGGACUCAACACGAAAACCAAGCAUGCAUACAAAGGAUCCCGAUCCCCCAUCUAGUUUAACGAUUGUUCUUAACGGACUUAGCUGCUAAACUGAAUUGUUGUCUCUUAGUGACGGUCCAUUGGUGAAAGGUAUACCGAUUUUUGUAAUGAUAGCACCUUAUAGAAAUCAAAU
Babjeviella inositovora NRRL Y-12698 is the source of this 404-nucleotide messenger RNA. RefSeq lists its product as uncharacterized. Bases 60 to 287 code for a protein of 75 amino acids. The record is from RefSeq and is a predicted model, not a curated record. Lineage: Eukaryota; Fungi; Ascomycota; Pichiomycetes; Serinales. The transcript has a single exon.